Molecule: messenger RNA, 678 nt
Organism: Acanthamoeba castellanii str. Neff
Lineage: Eukaryota; Discosea; Longamoebia; Acanthamoebidae
Exons: 7
Coding region: 1-678 (225 amino acids)
Cellular component (GO): mitochondrion
Molecular function (GO): acetylpyruvate hydrolase activity
Source: RefSeq, a predicted model, not a curated record
AUGCAGCAGCGAGGAUUGGCAAGCUUCCACCAGUGGUGCCGCAAGGUCGUAUGCGUUGGCCGCAACUACGCGGAGCACGCCAAGGAGCUCGGCAACGCCGUGCCGCAGACGCCGGUGCUCUUCCUCAAGCCGCCGUCGUCGCUGGUGACGCACGGAAGCCCCGUCGAGCUGCCCGCCGCCGCCGCGGACGACUCCCACCACGAGGUCGAGCUGGGCCUGGUGAUCGGUAAGCGAGGCCGUGACAUCCCAGAGGCCGCCGCCAUGGACCACAUCGGAGGCUAUGCGCUGGCCAUCGAUAUGACCGCCCGCGGUCUCCAGAACGAGGCCAAGAACAAGGGCCUGCCCUGGUCCGUGGCCAAGGGCUACGACACGUUCUGCCCGGUGUCCCGCUUCAUCGCCAAGGAGGAGCUGCCCCACCCCGAGGACACCACCCUCUGGCUCAAGGUCGACGACGAGCUCCGCCAGAACGGGUCCACCAAGGACAUGAUCUUCUCGAUUCCUUUCCUGGUGUCGCACAUCAGCAGCAUCAUGACCCUGGAGGAGGGCGACCUCAUCCUCACCGGCACUCCGUCCGGCGUGGGUCCGGUGAAGCCCGGCCAGAGGCUGACGGCCGGCAUCGAGGGCAUCUCCCUCGACGUGUCCUUCCCCGUGCUCCUGAGAUCCCGCCCCUCCGCCUAA